This is a messenger RNA of Vollenhovia emeryi, 3642 nucleotides long. RefSeq names its product inner nuclear membrane protein Man1 (gene MAN1). The coding region runs from base 405 to 2891 and encodes 828 amino acids. Gene Ontology annotation, cellular component: nuclear inner membrane. Gene Ontology annotation, biological process: negative regulation of BMP signaling pathway; nuclear envelope organization. The transcript has 11 exons. Lineage: Eukaryota; Metazoa; Arthropoda; Insecta; Hymenoptera; Formicidae. The record is from RefSeq and is a predicted model, not a curated record. Gene Ontology annotation, molecular function: chromatin DNA binding.
CCGAGCGAGUUGAAUCCGGCUUGGCGGAGGAGGAAGGCGAGUCGCGCAAUAACCGGACGGUGCAGAAAGACGGCCGGGCGGUGGUGGUGCGCGUGAUCACGCGGCGGUUUCUGAGCGGAGAGCCGAGGGCGAGCUGCAGCCGCGCGGGCCGGGAGCGACCGCGAAGCACGGCCGUCCACGUGCGUGAACGUGUGCAGGGAGAGAGAGAGAGAGAGCGGCGAGCGAACGAGCGGGCGUCCCUCGCGCCAAGGCGGCGAGCGGCGGAGGAUCGAUCAUCGAUCGAAAUAAACGGGAGCGGGCGUCCGUGAUACGCGACCGUCGCCGUUCGGGCGUCGCUUUUUCCAAGCCGGGCUUCCUCGAGCCCCCGAGUUCGGGAUCGCGAUCACUCGCCCGCGGGAGACAAGAUGUCGGUGGACGCGCUCAGCGACUCCGAGCUGCGGACCAAGCUGAUGGAGUACGGGUACCCGGUGGGACCGGUCACGCAGACCACCCGCAAGAUACUCGCCAAGAAGCUCAAGAACCUGAUGGAGGCCCGCGCCGGAGGUGCAGGAGGAGGCGGAGGGUCCCGGCAUUCGUUGGCCGCGAGAUAUAGCAGCGACGACACAGACGACGACACGAACACGAGUGUCGUUAAGAAGAAGAAGAGCGCGAACCUGCGCCGGCAAACGUUGGCGAACCCCAUGCCGCCGCCCACGAUUAUUCCCGCGGAUGCUGCGAGCGUGGCGAAAAAUCCGGUCAAGGAGACUCCGUCGCCGCCGCACUCCGAGUUCAAAGACCCUAACGCGACGAAUUUCGACAACUCGGGCGUGACUCGAAUGACUACCAAGACCACGCAGAGCAAGUUCACCAAGACGCAGCGAACUUACGUGUCCGACGGCCUGGAAACUGGAUCGGAUUCGGAUGUCGUGGAGGAUACCGGCGGCUCGUACGGACGUUCGUACGACAAGUACAUGUCCGGCGGCUCGAGCAGACUGUACGACUCCCGAAUAUACGAUCGCGGGACUCACGACUACGAUCAGAUGGCGAAGGCCAAGCCCGCUUACGCGAUGAAGGACAGCAAGUACAAUGUGUCUCCUCUGCUGAAGCCGGGCGUACCUUUGAAUCAGUCCGUGAAGGAGGACAGUGCGAUCCAGAGGGAUCUUCUUGCAAACUAUGAAUCCCCAUUUUUGUCAGAGUUUACCAGAAGACUCAGCUCGCGUUCUUUGAUAAACACAAGCACGUCGCCAUCCACGUUGUCGGGUUUAAAAAGUCCUACAUUACGUCAUAAUCUGGCGUCUGGUUUACCAGAGGUGAAAGAGAGAGAUUCGAAUGGUCACUUUUCUUCCUUAAGGAGCAUGUACUCGGCAUCGAAUCAGCCAAGCUCGAGAUACAGCCCAUCGUCCGCCGACAGAGUACGGGAUAUUUUCAGUAGAGCGACUUACAAAUCGCCGACGACGAACGCAAACAGGGAGGACGUGCGAAAUAAUCAGAACAUCGUGUCGAUGGGCCUCGUGGCAGUACUCGCCCUAUUCUUUGUAGUCAUUGCAAUAAUAUAUCUGGGACUUGGUGGAAAAAACGAGACGUUUCCAUCGCUUUCAUCGGAUACCAACAUACCGCAGUGUAAUUUUCUCGAUGAAGCUCCCGAUCGCAAAAAGCCCUGGUCGAAUUGCAUAAUGAAGGAAAAUGUAGAAUCUGUGUUGCAACUGGUGAAACGCCUGCAUCCCAUCCUAACGAGAAAGGCGAUAUCUAAAAUAUGCGACAAUUCGAUCGAGAAACCGUAUUUGACCGAUGCGGAUAUCGUGGAGAUGUUUGCGACCGGCAAAGUGACGAGGUUCGAGGUGCAGGAGGACGUGCACGGCGCGCAAUUAUUAAUUCUUAAGAAUCCGAAAUGGGGUAUCUCGCUUAUCGAUAUAAAUGACGAUAACGAAGCAACCACGGAAACACUGGAUACUGAACAAAAGUUGUAUUACGCCCGUAAGGAUGGAAAAGUUGGGAUGGUGAUUUUAAAUCCUGAACUGCCAAUGCAGUGCCUCGUUAAGAACAAACUUUUUACCGUCUUUUCUUCUCUCCUUAUAGUCGCAAUCGUCUUAUUAACAGGUAUUGGAAUUUAUAAAUCGUACCUUUGGUAUCUAAGAUACAAGAAAAGUACGGAGCGAGAGGUGUUUAAGCUCGUUAGCGAUAUCAUAAGUAUCGUCGAGACACACCAUCAAAAUGCGUCCACGCAACCCGGCGCGCAGGAAAGUUUCCUUGCCAUAAAUCACGUGCGAGACAAUCUUAUUCCGCCGAAAGAUCGCAAAAAGAUGACCGGCCUUUGGGAGAGGGCAGUCAAGUUUUUAGAUGAAAACGAGUCCAGGAUUCGAAGAGAGGUACAGCAAGUGGCAGGCGAGGAGUUUCAUGUAUGGCGAUGGUUGCCGAAUAAUAGUUUGAACAAAUCUCCCACGCAGAUCACGAGUUUGGGUAAGAAGCCGAAGGUCUGGCAGGGACAAGCGUUCGAGACGAUGGAGGGAUCAGUUAAUAGCUUGACUUGUUCGCCAACGCCUUGUCUGAAGAUCAGGCAUAUGUUCGAUCCAGAUGUCGAAACCGAAGACGACUGGGAGACGAGAGUGCAGGAUGCUAUUUUAGAAAAGUGCGGGGACGGCGUGAAGAUACUUCAUAUUCGAGUGGACAUCGGUAGCCGCGAGGGUUGCGUUUACAUGAAGUGCAUGUCGCAGGAAGACGCUGGCAAGGCUUACAGGGCAUUACAUGGUUGUUGGUUUGACGGUAAUUUAGUGACUGUGAAGUACCUGAGAUUAGAGCGUUAUCACGAGCGAUUUCCGGACGCCGCCCGCUGCGUGACGCCUCUCAAGCCGAGUAACAAUCAACGAUUGUCCAUGCAGGCGCACUACUGGCAGAGCCCGGCGGAGGCGAAUUGAAAGUUUCCACACACAUUUCCAUUUCGGACAUUCAGAGGAGAGCGCGAGCUCUCGCGUUUCAAAUCAUGCGCAAUUGUCCCGCCUGAAACUCACUUACGGAAUCUGUCUGUCUUUUAUUUAUUCCGUGACGACAUAGCUGCGCGGCGCAAAUACAUGUCGUAGGAUCGACGGCACUUCUAUUUUAUAAGAGCCUUUUCUUUUAAAUUCGCAAAAUUGUGUAUUAUAUUCUACUUUAUACCUUUCAAUGAACGAGACGGAGGAGAUACGUGUUUUUAAUAGUUGAGUAACCAUGAUAAUUAUAAUAAUAUUAAUAACAGCACACACAUACACGAUAACAUUAAUAUAUAAUUAAGUAUGCUUUUCAAGAGCUGUAAAAAAAAUAUUUUAAUCUGAGUUUUCUAGUAUUUUCAAGUAGCAAUAUACGUGCGUAAGCAUAACGUACAUCGCAUUCUCUGUAGGCCUAUCCAGUACUAAUUCGUAUCAGCUGUAUGAAGCACAGUGUAUGUACGCACAGAAAUCGAAACAGUCGUACAUUUAAUAUACGGAACGCGACAGAGUACCAGCUCCUUAUGUAUUAGACUCGCGACGCGUAAUUUCUCUGUGCGUACGGUUACGCCGUCAUUGAAAUAAACUAUCGAUUUAAUUACUUAAGUUUAAUAAUUUUUUUUAUAACUGCAUAAGAGAGUUAUUUUUUACGAUGUAUGAUAAAAAUGUACAGUGAAAUACGAUUAAAUCACUUUGUAAAAAGAGA